CGUCCGCCCCCAGUCUCCUCCCCUCGGCCGCUGACCGCUCUCUCGCGGCGGCCGGCGGGGCAUGCCAGCCGCGUCCCGCUGCAUGGCGCUGCUCCGGGCGCUGCUCGGGGCGCUGCUCCUCCCGAUGCCAGGAGUGUGGUGCUUUAGCGAACUGUUCUUUGUGAGAGAGCCUCAAGAUGUGACUGCCUCCAGGAAGGAUGCGGUGGUGUUAGACUGCCAGGCCCGUGGGGAAGCUCCUAUAACUAUUACGUGGUUGAAAAACGGAGGCAAAGUGUCUGAAAAUGAAAGGAUCUACACCUUAUCCAAUGGCUCUUUAUACAUCAGUGAGGUGGAAGGAAGGAAAGGAGAGCAGUCUGAUGAAGGAUUUUACCAGUGCUUGGCUCUGAACAAGUAUGGAGCCAUUCUCAGUCAAAAAAGUCACCUUACGCUAGCAACCAUUUCUGCUUUUGAAGUUCAGCCACUUUCAACUGAGGUUCAGGAAGGUGGAGUAGCUCGAUUUACCUGUAAAAUAGCAGCAAACCCUCCUGCUGUUGUGACGUGGGAAGUGAAUCGAACAACUUUGCCUUUAUCUAUGGACAGGAUUACUGUUCUACCUACAGGAGUUCUUCAGAUCUAUGGUGUUGAACAGAAGGAUGCAGGAAAUUACCGAUGUGUUGCCACAACAAUAAGCAGCAGACGUAAGAGCACUGAAGCAACGCUGAAUGUUAUUCCAGCUUCAGACUUAAAGCCUUUUCACAAACCAGCCAUAAUAGCUGGUCCUCAAAAUGUUACAGCAUCUCUUCAUCAAACCGUCGUACUGGAGUGUGUAGCCACAGGGAAUCCAAAGCCGAUCAUCUCAUGGAGCCGGUUAGACCAUAAGUCCAUUGAUGUCUUCAAUACCCGUGUCCUUGGAAAUGGGAACCUCAUAAUCUCUGAUGUGAAGGUGCAGCAUGCGGGCGUAUAUGUCUGUCGAGCCACUAUUCCAGGCACACGAAACUUCACAGUAGCAAUGGCAACUCUCACUGUGCUGGCUCCUCCUUCAUUUGUGGAAUGGCCAGAGAGUUUAACAAGGCCUAGAGCUGGUACUGCUCGCUUUGCCUGUCAGGCAGAAGGAAUUCCUGCCCCCAAAAUUUCAUGGUUGAAAAAUGGAAGGAGAAUACACUCCAAUGGUAGAAUUAAAAUGUACAACAGUAAAUUGGUGAUUAACCAGAUCAUCCCUGAAGAUGAUGCCAUUUAUCAGUGCAUGGCUGAGAAUAGUCAGGGAUCUGUGCUCUCCAGAGCCAGGCUUACUGUAGUUAUGUCGGAAGACAGACCCAGUGCACCUUAUAACGUCCAUGCUGAAACGAUGUCAAGCUCCGCGAUCCUGCUGGCAUGGGAAAGGCCACUCUAUAAUUCAGAGAAAGUGAUUGCAUAUUCUGUGCAUUACAUGAAAGCAGAAGGUUUAAACAAUGAAGAGUACCAAGUGGUCAUUGGAAAUGAUACAACUCAUUACAUUAUUGAUGAUUUGGAGCCAGCCAGCAACUAUACCUUCUAUAUUGUAGCUUACAUGCCUCUUGGAGCCAGUCAGAUGUCAGAUCAUGUGACUCAGCACACCCUUGAAGAUGUUCCCCUGAGAGCUCCUGAAAUUAGUUUGACAAGCCGGAGUCCUACAGAUAUUCUUAUCUCUUGGUUGCCGAUUCCUGCAAAAUACAGGAGAGGCCAGGUGGUUCUGUACCGUCUGUCUUUCCGCCUCAGCACAGAUAGCAAAAUCCAAGUCUUGGAGCUCCCAGGGACUUCAGAUGAGUACCUCCUUGAAGGGCUGCGGCCUGACAGUGUCUACCUGGUUCGUAUUACUGCUGCAACAAGGAUUGGCUGGGGAGAGGCAUCUUUGUGGACCUCCCACCGAACUCCAAAAGCUACAAGUGUGAAAGCACCAAGAUCUCCUGAGCUGCGUUUGGAACCAAUAAAUUGUACAACCAUUACAGUUCAGUGGCAGCAGGACUCUGAUGACACUGCAGCUAUUCAAGGGUACAAGUUGUAUUAUAAGGAAGAAGGCCAGCAGGAAAAUGGACCGAUUUUGUUGGAUGCCAGUGAUCUUGAGUAUACUGUCAGUGGUUUAGAUCCUAGAAGAAAGUAUCAUGUAAGGCUGCUGGCAUAUAACAAUAUGGAAGAGGGUUAUCAAGCAGACCAAACAGUCAGCACUCCAGGAUGUGUCUCUGUCCGUGAUCGCAUGGUGCCACCACCGCCACCCCCUCACCAUCUCUAUGCUAAAGCUAACACUUCAUCUUCUAUCUACCUUCACUGGGGAAAACCUGCCUUUACAUCUGCACAGGUCAUUAAUUACACAAUCCGCUGCAACCCAGUAGGACUGCAGAAUGCAUCUCUGGUUCUGUACCUUCAAACGUCGGAGACUCACAUGUUAGUUCAAGGCCUUGAACCAAAAACCAUGUAUGAAUUUGCAGUUCGGUUGCACGUGGACCAGCUCUCUAGUCCCUGGAGUCCAGUGGUCUAUCAUACUACCCUUCCAGAAGCACCAUCUGGCCCUCCAGUAGGAGUGAAGGUGACUUUGAUAGAAGAUGAUACAGCUUUGGUUUCCUGGAAGCCACCCGAUGGUCCUGAAACAGUUGUUACACGAUACACUAUCUUAUAUGCAUCCAGGAAGUCUUGGAUUGCUGGGGAAUGGCAAGUGUUGCACAGAGAAGGAGCAAUGACUAUGGCUUUGCUGGAAAAUCUUGUAGCAGGAAAUGUCUACUUGGUUAAAAUAGCAGCCUCCAAUGAAGUGGGAGAAGGACCCUUCUCAAAUGUGGUGGAACUUGCUGUCCUGCCAAAGGAGACAUCAGAGUCUAAUCAGAGGCCUAAACGCUUGGAUUCAGGAGAUUCCACGGCUUAUUCUGACUAUUACCAUCUGGACCAAAAAUCGAUGACUGGCAUUGUUGUUGGGGUUUGCAUAGCCCUGACCUGCAUCCUUAUCUGCAUCCUGAUCUUAAUUUAUCGCAGUAAAGCCAGGAAAACAUCUGCUCCUAAACCUGUGCAGCAAAGCACUGAUCGGCUGUCACAUACCAACAUCUCAUUAGCCAGUGCUAAUGAGGUGGAGAAGAGCAUUGAAGGAAUGGCAGAGAAUGCAGAAUCCUUAUUGCCAAUGAUAGUGGGAAACAGCUUCGUUGAUGCUAAGGGAGGAUCCGAUCUUAUUAUUAACAGCUAUGGGCCUGUCACAAAGGCCAACUGCAAGAAGAGGUGGCUGUUCUUCCAGGAUACUAAGAAGAUGAAGACAGAGGAGCCUCAGAGAAGAUUUGUCCAGGCAGUGUGUCUUUAUCAGCCAGGUACUACUGUGCUGAUAAGUGAGGAUGACUCCCCCAGCUCUCCUGGCCAGCAUUCUAACUUCCAGGUGCCGUUCAGUAUUGCUGCUGAUACAGAGCAUUCAGCCAACAGCGAAGGAAGUCAUGAGACUGGUGACUCUGGAAGAUUUUCACAUGAGUCCAAUGAUGAGAUACACCUCUCCUCUGUGACAAGUGCCACUCCUUGUGCUACCAGUCCUUUUGUAAGCAGUGACUUGGGUAAGAACGUGAUGAAUUCUACCGUAAGUAACAGCAAAGAAUCACCCCUGCUGUUUGCUGCUGACCAGCCUGCUACCUCACCUCUUCAGAUCCACUCUGCAGUGCAAAACUCACACCCUUAGGACCACAUCAGACAUUCUUGCAAUGUAUGUCUGUUCGAAGGACAAUGAACAGGGAGCCAAAGUUAUAUUGUGGAAAGCCUGACUAACUCAACAGGUGAUCCCGUAUUUCUGUUGAAUGGGUUUUGUUUUUUUUUUGUUUAACUCAUUCCUUUUGAAUGUUUGAUGGUCAACAAAUGUGAAAGGACAGAGAAGAUUUCUGACUAGAGUUGAAAUUAUGUCACUGGAGCAAAGGGAAGUCUUUUGGCUCUUUUGCUGACUAUCUACCUCAGUUUGCCGAGAGGUGAACUCUGAAAUACAACUGCUUUACCUCGUUUGUGUUCUAUUUGAUCCCAGCUGUGGAACUGAUGAUACUUCCUAGUAGUGUUUUAUUUUAGGUUUCUUUUUUUUCCAGUUGCGUAUAGAAUGCGUGCGUUUGUGUGCGUGUGUGCUCAGUAACCAGGGAGUUGUAUAGGUAGAUGAACAAGAUUGUUUAGCUGAAGCUCUGCCUUUAAAAAGAAGGAUAUCUCAGAAUAGAAGAUGUAAUGUUUUAAUGUGGCUGAUCUAGACAAUGUUCAAAAACUGCAGAAAUUGGAGUUGGUACUUCCGUUUGAACAGUCACGUGAAAUCUUUUGUACCUCUUGAUUUCCAUUAGCUCCAGGAAGCCUACAACAGUGCCUUUCCCCAGAAACUUGUGCCAACGACUGCUGACAGGAUGUACCCUUAGGGCUCUAGGGCACAUUGAGUUCCCCACUCAAGUGUGGACAAAUGCUAUCAAUUUAUUGACAAUUAAUGCUAAAACGCAUGGCAAAAUGAAGAAGUAUUCAGUAUUUCCAAGCAGUUUGACUCUGCCUAAGAGACGUGGAACAGAUGAUAAUGCUGAGUACUCUGGUAUUGCAGUACUUCUUAGCAGUGGUGCCUUGCAUUAUAUAUAAUGAAAUGACUGAUUUGCCUUAUGCCUUUUUAGUAUUUAUAAAGUUGCUUUGGAUUUUGGAAAGAUGCCUUAAAUGCUUCUUAGAUGUUAUAAGUAAACUGCAUCGUGAGCUCAUAGUUCAUUUUUUACUCAGCUUUGAAUGCUGAGAAGCCCUGCUAGCAUCAUCGUAUGCCUCACAGCUGUUUUUGGGAUGCAACCCUGAUCCUUGCCUUUGCCUAGUAUGCUGUUAGCCAGGAAUUUUAGCUCAGGGAGUGACAUAAGCCUAUCUAAAACUCUACCAUGAGAAAUAAAAAGCCAGAGCUUUAGUUGAAGAGUCUGUUGAAGGACACAAGUAGUGCUACUGCCUUGAACCCAUACAAUUCCUGUUUGAUACUACCUCUUUUAAAAGUUAUUCUAGUGUGUUGUGGUGUUUGUUUUUUUGUUUGUUUGUUUUUCCUGUACUCAGGGAACAGUUUGUUACUUUGAGCUGCCUCAUGAAAAUGUGGAGCAAACUGACAGGGUAUCGUGUUUUAUUUCUUAAUGGGGGUGGGAGGAGGAGAGAGAGAGGGAGGAGGUUGGAUUCAUCCAAUGUUAUAAACUUGCCUAUAUAACUAUCCAGUCCUCUUCUCUGCUUUCCUCAUUUUACUUUAAAAAAAAAAAAAAAAAAAAAAAAAAAAAAAAAAAAGUUUAAAAUGUAAUA
Messenger RNA from Tympanuchus pallidicinctus (lesser prairie-chicken), 5223 nucleotides. RefSeq names its product protogenin (gene PRTG). Bases 62 to 3634 code for a protein of 1190 amino acids. Gene Ontology annotation, molecular function: protein binding. The transcript is spliced from 20 exons. The record is from RefSeq and is a predicted model, not a curated record. Gene Ontology annotation, cellular component: plasma membrane; axon. Gene Ontology annotation, biological process: cell-cell adhesion; axon guidance. NCBI's taxonomy places the organism in Eukaryota, Metazoa, Chordata, Aves, Galliformes, Phasianidae.